Messenger RNA from Saccoglossus kowalevskii, 1900 nucleotides. RefSeq names its product nucleotide exchange factor SIL1-like. Lineage: Eukaryota; Metazoa; Hemichordata; Enteropneusta; Harrimaniidae. Gene Ontology annotation, molecular function: adenyl-nucleotide exchange factor activity. The record is from RefSeq and is a predicted model, not a curated record. Gene Ontology annotation, cellular component: endoplasmic reticulum.
CUGGGAUUCUACAAUAUGGUUUAAGGUUGACGUGUCUUUCCUGUGUUGUGACGAGUCAGCGGUAGGGUUUCCCUGACUUAAAUGUAAUACAUGUGAUCACUUCAGUUGAACGUAUAUCUCGGUCAAUCAGACUGUCUUGAUCUAAACGUGUUACUAGUCAAGCCGGUGGUGAAUAUAGGAAAAUGAAGUUCAGUAUUAUUUUGUGGUCUAGUUUGUAUGUUUUAUGUUUGGUAUGUUUAUUAACGGAAGUUACAAGUCAUGCUGAGAAUAAAGAGAAUAGUGUACAGCAACAGAUUAAACCAGAAAGUGGUAGUGGUGGUGAAAGAAGGAAAAAUCACAAUGCGAUUAUCAUAGUUGAAGGUGAUGAUAAUGAUGAUGAUGAUGAUGAUCAUGUUACUAUUCAUGAUGGAGAAGAAGAGGAAUUGGAAGUGUUUUAUCCAACAAAAGAAUGGCAAGUUGUCAAAGAAGGUCAAGCAAUCCCCGCUGGGUUGCAUAUCAAGAUGAACUUACAAACUGGCAUAAAAGAAGCUAAACUAAUGGAUGAAGAUGACAAAGAUGAAGGGAAUAAAGAUGACUUAAAAUACUGGGAGGCAGGAGAUCGGAGUGGUAUGAUCAACACUGACAAAAAAUUCUUUACCAAAGAAGAACUGAAGGAUGCAUUGAAGAAAUUUAAAGCAAAUGAAGAUGAUGUCAAAGAAAAGGACAAGGAAAUAAAAAAUAAAUUUCGAAGCUAUGAAGAACUGAAGAAAGAUUUUGAAGACAUGAACUAUAAUGUAGAAAGUGACGUUGAUGUUAUGAUGAGAUUAAUUAGUAAAUAUCAACAAAGUGGAGUUACCAUGGAAGAAAAACAACUUAUACUAAACGAUUUGGAGUAUUAUGUACAUCAGAUUGACAAUGCGAGAGACUUGGCAACGAUCGGUGGACUAGAAAUAAUCAUUAAAGGAUUGAAUGAUACUGAAGAAAUAAUACGACGAGAAUGUGCGUUUGUUUUAGGAUCAGCCGUCCAAAGUAAUCCAAAAGUUCAAGUGCAAGCCGUUGAGGGAGGGGCGAUACAUCUGCUGUUGCAUUUACUCUCUAGUAACCAACCAAUAGGAGUGCAGAAAAAAGCAAUAUAUGCGUUGUCUUCACUUAUCAGGCAAUUCCCAUAUGCGCAGAACAAAUUUUUGCAACUUGGAGGACUGAGCAUUUUCUCUUCAUUGUUCAAACAAAGUGAUAUAUCUGUGUUACCGUUGAAGCUGAAAGUCAUAACAUUGUUACAUGAUUUGCUCGCAGAACAGAGAAAUGUGAUGGACUCUUUAAUUAAUGACAGCGUCAACCAAGAAAGAAUGCGGCAAUAUAACGAAGUUUUACUUCUACCUGCCAUGCUAGAACAAGGUUGGUGUGAGCUGAUACCAACGCUUUUACAGGUACCGGAACAUGACGGUAGAGAGAAAGUACUGCAAGCGAUGGAAAUAAUGCUGGACUCAUGUAGGAAAGAGUACACAAAUCAAUCUCUUAUUGAACAGUUAAGAACAUUACAAAGCGAAUAUGAGAAACUAGCGAUGGAAGAAGUGACAGAAAAUAGUGAUGAUUUUUAUUUUACUGGUAUUAAGGACCUGAUUGUGAACGUUUUAGAUGAACUACAUAUGCAUGGACAUUCGGAACUUUAAGAUAGAUGCCAAGUGUGGUGGUGAACCAACUCACUUAUUUGCACCAGUAUGUGUAAUUGUCUCAUGAUUUCAUGUGAAAACUUUGAUCUGUAUCACAUGUCGCCAUAGUUACAUAUUUUUUUUUAUUAUUAUAGAUGAACAUCUGAGCUGAAAUCUUUUAUUUUGAUGGAAUUUGAAAUUCACUUGUACUUGUCUAAUAAUCCAGACGUUUUUAACAGUGUACAUACUUAUGGAUAUGUAAUCACAUUCUA